Messenger RNA from Prunus armeniaca (apricot), 561 nucleotides. Lineage: Eukaryota; Viridiplantae; Streptophyta; Magnoliopsida; Rosales; Rosaceae. The record is from the annotation of a GenBank genome assembly.
AUGCUUAAGUUAGCAAAACUCUUCCACCAUAGAGGUUUUCAUGUGACAUUUGUCAACACAGAGUUCAACCACAAGCGCUUUCUUCAAUCUCUUGGACCCAACUCCCUUGAUGGCUUGCCUGAUUUUCGAUUCGAAACCUUUCCAGACAGUCUUCCAGUCAAGCGAGAUAACUUCUUGCCUCUGUUUCUUAACCUCCUAAAAGAACUCAAUGACAGAGCAGCUUCCAGCAAUACCAACCCUCCAGUGACUUGUAUUGUUUCGGAUGGUUUGAUGCCGUUCCCCAUCACAGCUGCUGAAGAACUUGGAAUUCCUAAUGCAAUGUUCUUUACUAUUUCUGCAGGCGGGGCUCUAAACAAUAUCCUGCUAUGGUGGAGAAAGGACUUACACCACUCAAAGAGAGAUAAAGCUUCAGCUGUUGUUCUUCUUACAUUUGAUGCAUUGGAACAAGAGAUUCUGGAUGCUCUCUCAUCUAUGCUUAUCCCACCUAUUUAUACAAUUGGUCCUAUUGAAUUACUACUUGUCAAUCAGAUACCAGAAGACCCUUUGAAGUCUGUUGGCUAA